Messenger RNA from Daktulosphaira vitifoliae (grape phylloxera), 2831 nucleotides. Its product is annotated as inter-alpha-trypsin inhibitor heavy chain H4-like. Bases 165 to 2663 code for a protein of 832 amino acids. Lineage: Eukaryota; Metazoa; Arthropoda; Insecta; Hemiptera; Phylloxeridae. The transcript is spliced from 17 exons. The record is from RefSeq and is a predicted model, not a curated record.
UACUACCGACAACUACGAGUACUAUAAUUUCAAUACUAUUAUCAGUUUACCGGUGAUCUAGUCCGAAUACGGUCACAGUUGACCAGCUCUUACCGACCGGCUCAUUUGAAUUCUGAAGUCCAUUAAAAUACAAUAGAACGCUAGUCGCCGCGUCAUUACCAAUAAUGUACGCGUGCAACGCCGCCGUGUUGUUUGUCCUAUUCGCAUUUAACUUAUCCAUUUUAACUGCAGCGCCAUGGCCUGCUGAUGAUGAUUCUAUCGUUUUAAUCACUGAUGAUAAACAACCAUCAAAAGUCAACUUAUCGCCUCCAUCUAAAGGUGACAUCUACAGUUAUGUUAUACACUCGAGGAUCAAGCAUCGUUAUGCCCAAACUACGGUUUCAAGUCGCGUGGCCAAUAAAGGUAACACAUCACAGGAAGUACAAUUUUUCGUAACAUUACCAGAAACUGCAUUUAUUUCCAAGUUUUUAAUGGAAAUCAAUGAAAAAGUUUACGAGGCAUAUGUAAAGGAAAAAAAAGAAGCUAAAGAAGAAUAUAUAGCAGCAGUGCACGCUGGACAAACGGCCGCUCAUGUUGAACAAAAUGCUAGAGAUUCCAAUAAAUUUACAGUAUCUGUAAACGUAGAAGCUGAAAAAAAAGUAACUUUUAAUCUGACUUAUGAUCAGUUUUUGCCGAGAAAGAUGGGUGUCUACAGCAAUAUCAUUAAUAUACAACCUGGACAGGUAGUGAAAAAUCUAAAAGUUAUUGUUGAUAUCGAAGAAGCUUCAAACAUAACCACACUAGAAGUUCCUAAUAUUAAAACGACUAAUGAAAUUGAAACGAAAGUAACCAAAAACGAAUUGGCACAAAUCACUCGCACAUCGGGCAACUCAACAACGAUAACAUGGAGUCCGUCAGUAAAAGAACAAUUAACGUUUUCUGAACAAGGUGUUAUAGGUCAAUUCAUAGUCCAAUACGACGUUGAUCAUAAGUCUACACCAAACCAAGUCCUUAUUGACGAUGGAUAUUUCGUGCAUUUCUUUACACCAACUGAUUUGAAACCUCUAAGAACUCACGUCAUAUUCGUUUUGGAUGUCAGUGGUUCAAUGCACGGUCAAAAAUUGCCUCAGGUUAAGGACGCAAUGGAACAAAUUUUAUCCGAAAUACUUCCUGAAGACUUUUUUACUAUAAUAUUGUUCUCAGAUUUUGCACAGGUUUGGACUUUAAAUGCUACCCAAGUUACGUCUACGCGUUGGGAUGAUAUGGGCGUUAAACAAGAAGUAAAUUCAUCCUUGGCAGCAAUUAGUGAAAGCCGUUUUGUUUUCCCAGCAACCACAGAGAAUAUAGAAUCCGCAAAGAAAUUUAUUAAAGAUCUAACGCCAGAGAGUAGUACUAAUAUGGAAGACGCUCUCACUAAAGCUAUUGCUAUAGCCAAAAUGGGAGAAACGAAGUUUGAAGUUGGUUCAAAUGCACCAAAACCUAUAAUAGUAUUCCUUACCGACGGUGAACCAACGACUGGUAUAACAGAUUCACAGGAACUCGUCAAAUACGUUUCAAACUUGCGGUCGUACCUUGAAAAAUAUCCCAUAUUCAGUUUAGGAUUUGGAGAAGGUGCGGAUAUGGAUUUUCUCAAAAAAUUAUCACUAAACAAUUCGGGUUUCGCAAGGACUAUUUAUGAGGCUUCAGAUGCUUCGUUGCAAUUGAGGAACUUUUACAAAGAAAUAUCAUCACCAGUGUUGUCUAACGUUACUUUUAAAUAUAUUGACGCACAAGUAGAUAAUCGUACAGUUACUAAACAAAUAUUCAACUUAUUAUUCCGUGGCACUGAAUUAGUUGUAGCUGGUGCUUUAAGGGACCACAAUGAAAAUUUUAACAGUACCUUAAAUGCCGAUUCAAUUGAUGGAAAUUUCACAGAUUCUGGUAUUAGUAUCUGCCCCAUUGGACCUUGGUGGAAUCAACCCAAGAAUGUGACAAUUACCACCCAAGUGGGUCAUUUAGAAAAGUUAUGGGCAUACUUACACAUACAACAAUUGUUGGAUGAAUAUGAUCUAAAUAAGAAUGAAAAUUCUUCUGCUAAAGCUAAAGCCCUUGAGUUAGCACUUAAGUAUUCAUUUGUCACACCUUUAACAUCUUUGGUGGUCGUUAAACCUAAUGAUACAACUACAUCCGCAGAACCUCAAAAAAUUAGACCCACGCAGUCAUCUAGCUAUAAUAAUUUGCUCUAUUCUUCAAUGGCCCUUCCAGCAAUGACAGUACACCGUGGUCCAAUAUCUUUGAAAAUUGGUAAACCUUCAGCCACUCAAUCAUAUGGUUCAAGUGCUAAUAUUCAACAAGCAGAAGAAGAAGAACCUGACACUCUUACCAAAAUCGAAAUUGAACCUCAAAUAAAUGAAACAUCAGAAAAAUCAUUAACUUUGCACUCCUUAAGUGAACUGACAUGGUUAAAUGGAACUAAUAGUAAUCAACCAAAUAUUACAAUAAGUGCAACAAAUACCACAUAUCAAGUAUUAUUGAAUACGACUGAUCAGUCUUAUCAAAACUGCACCACGCCAGACAACACUGCAGGUAGUUGUAAACAUUUAAAAGACUGUGCAAUUUCAACAAUUCUGGAUUCGUUUGAUAACUAUGUAUCACUAUUUUGUUUAAUAGAAAAUACCUAUGCUGGCAUUUGCUGUACAAUUUAAACUUAAGAGUUUUGAUAAUUAAUAGAAAAAUAAAAGAAAGUCUUACAAGUCAUAUAAGUUAUUUAACUGGAUUUUUAAUUAAUUAACAUAUACUUUACACAUUUUUUAUGCAUUGUCUAUAUUUUAUGUAUCAUUAUUUUUAAUAAAUGUGAUUAAUAUUUUUUUUAA